GAAAAAUAUAUCGAUCUGCCGACCACUACAACCCCCCACAGUCCACAGGUCUUAUUGGGCCUCAUCUCUGUCUCUCGCUCUCUCUAACCCAGCGGCAAAAUCUCCUAAAGAAAAACCCCUAAACCCUAACGGAGAAUUGAACCGCAUAAUUGGCUGUGCAGUUGCUAAUGGCUAGUGGAGGAUCGGAUGUGGAUGCUCUGAACCAAGCCCUAACCUCCGCCCAUAUUUUCGAAGGGAAGCAGCGGCAGCAGCUGCUGCAACAACCUGAUCUUAACCAUAAGGGCGUUGACGCGGAGGAGGAAAACGGUGCUGGCUUAGAGAUCACUUGCUUCAGUGACGUCUUCAAUGACGUCCCUCUUCAUUUUCAAAUUCUCCGACUUCCCAAACAGAUAUAUGUGUGGAUCGGUUGCAGCUCUGCCAAAUUAGGAAACUUAUACGCAGCUGCGCCUACACGUCCUCUUCCUACCGAUGAACAUAUUGAGCAUGAUGCACAUUUUAUGCUCAUAAAUUAUAAUCAUCGUAACUUAACGUUGUGUUUCGCUAUUUGGCGACUUAAACAGAAGGAUACGGUUAGUGUUACUUCCAUACUUGGAGGAACUUCUGAUAAUACAGGAACAGGAAUUGCUCGACGAUUAGUGUUGAAGACUGGUCUUAAUGUAAUCCUGGCUUCCAAUAUUCCAAAGAAUAGUCCUAUGCUUGAGGCAGAAGCUGAGAAGCUGUUGGUACAAAAGCUAAUCCACCUGGGUUACACGAGACAGAAAGCAGAACAAUCGUCCUCAUAGCAAGGGGUCGCAAACCUGCUUGACAUGAAACAUGCAUUCCAUGGUUAUAGCAAUUCAGUUGGCCUGAUCAUCCACACUAUAGUCCAAAAAAUCAACAGCCAAGAGUAUUAAGAGAUGGAGCGUUCUCUUUCAUUCUCUCUUGGAUUCUUAUUUAUGGCUUCAAAUGCUAUGUAAAAUUUAUUGGAGUUAAUGGUCCGCGGGACAUUGAAGCAUUCCCUUGGUGAGGACAACGAAAGAAUAUUUUUACAGUUCAGGUUCAAUAUAUAAAUGCGAUGGAAAAUAUGGAAAAACUCUA
Molecule: messenger RNA, 1077 nt
Organism: Juglans microcarpa x Juglans regia
Lineage: Eukaryota; Viridiplantae; Streptophyta; Magnoliopsida; Fagales; Juglandaceae
Product: proteasome assembly chaperone 4
Exons: 5
Coding region: 168-782 (204 amino acids)
Biological process (GO): proteasome assembly
Source: RefSeq, a predicted model, not a curated record